AUUCUUUCACCUUGACGCGCUUGUUUAGGAUUAGGGAUACCAUCAUUUUAUAAGAAGGGAACGCGCCUCUGCGAUCCGUGCGGACCAUGUGAGCUCUACAAGGAUUUCCAGCAGAGUCGAUGGAUGUACAUUCUCAUCUUACUAUGAUUCAGUUUUGGAGAGUUUGACGCGACUAAAAAUGCUAUGUUUCCACACAAGUAUGCUUUGGAGAAUACUGACUCUGAUCCUUCUGCAAGGCGUUUUGAUGUCAUCUGUGAAAUCCGGGAGCUACCCUAAAAGUGUCCCGGACCCCGACGCAUCCGAUGCGUCACAGCCGUCCGAGACGUCCAGGUCCAGACAAAAACGCUGCACCUGUUAUUCCUACACGGACAAGGAGUGCGUCUAUUACUGCCAUCUGGAUAUCAUCUGGAUUAAUACUCCUGAGCGCACUGUGCCUUAUGGUAUGUCUAACUACAGAGGACCAAAGAGAAGGAGACGCGAUGCGGCUGCUGCACCAGCGACUGAAGGUGACCAGCCUCAGACGCCACGCUGCAUUUGUGCUGUGACAGAUGCAGACCCCGAGUGUCAGCGCUUCUGUCUGGCAAGGCUGCAUCAGACUUGACCUACCAGGAGUCUCCACAGAUUCCCCCGCCUCGGAUGGCGUCGCCACAACCAUUCAGCUUCUGCUGUUCUUCCUAGGUCAAUGGAUACUUUUGCUCCUCUUUAUUCUCUUGCCUUCGCCCUCCGUUUGGUUCCUUGCCUCCCAGGUACAAUCUGUGAAAAGGAAGAACUUCGGCGUUGCGCACUGCCAACAUUCCUCAACAUCAAAACUCUUGGAACAAGUUAGAUCAGGCCAACAGGUUGCAAGAAGUCACCAGGAAAAUUUGAUGCAGAGCCCUGGAGGCUAUUCCUUCUUUGUGUUCCCUUUUGAGAGAACCAAAGGGAUUGCUUUUCCUAUAAUAUCAACACAAUAGCCAAUGACUUUGCUUAUGUCAAGCUUAAUCAGACCCACUCUUGGUUUUGGUUUGUCCUUUGUCCACCGGAUCUUCCAAAAAAAAA
This is a messenger RNA of Fundulus heteroclitus (mummichog), 1038 nucleotides long. RefSeq names its product endothelin 3b (gene edn3b). NCBI's taxonomy places the organism in Eukaryota, Metazoa, Chordata, Actinopteri, Cyprinodontiformes, Fundulidae. The transcript is spliced from 4 exons. Gene Ontology annotation, biological process: vein smooth muscle contraction; regulation of systemic arterial blood pressure by endothelin; regulation of vasoconstriction. The coding region runs from base 179 to 601 and encodes 140 amino acids. The record is from RefSeq and is a predicted model, not a curated record. Gene Ontology annotation, cellular component: extracellular region. Gene Ontology annotation, molecular function: hormone activity; endothelin B receptor binding.